Molecule: messenger RNA, 1879 nt
Organism: Coturnix japonica (Japanese quail)
Lineage: Eukaryota; Metazoa; Chordata; Aves; Galliformes; Phasianidae
Source: RefSeq, a predicted model, not a curated record
GUCAUUUUCCAGACAGCUUCUCUUAGUUCAGGAAGGGGAACAUGACCAUGGUGUGAAGGCAGACUAUCCCUACAGCUAAGCUGAUUUGGCACCAAAUUGUGUCCUCUCUCACAAGGCUUUUAUUGAGUUGCAACAUCCUCACCUUGUAAAGUUGAACUUUCCUGUAUGUCACCAGAGAUACUUGAUUCCAAGAGCAUUCAAGAAACUGCAAGGCAGCAGCCAUGGUCCCUUCCCAGACCCUGCUGUGUGCUGCAGUGCUUGCCCUGGCAGUCCUACAGGCCCUGGCCUCGGACACCUUCAUUGCAGCUGUGUACGAGCACGCCGUCAUCCUGCCACGCACUGCUCACAAGGUUUCUCCUGAUGAUGCUUUGGCCCUGAUGAACAAAAACAUGGAUGUUCUGGAAAGAGCUAUUAAAGAAGCAGCCCAGCAGGGUGCCCACAUCAUUGUGACUCCCGAGGAUGGCAUUUAUGGCUGGGUUUUCACGAGGGAAACCAUUUACCCCUACCUGGAGGAUAUUCCUGAUCCGGAGGUGAACUGGAUUCCCUGCACUGAUCCCACCAGAUUUGGUCGAGCACCAGUACAGGAACGACUCAGCUGCAUGGCCAGGAACAACUCCAUCUAUGUAGUUGCAAAUAUUGGGGACAAGAAACCAUGUAAUUCCAGUGAUCCCAAGUGCCCGAGUGAUGGUCGCUACCAGUACAACACUGACGUUGUCUUUGACUCAGAAGGGAAACUGGUGGCUCGUUACCACAAGUAUAAUCUGUUUAUGUCAGAAGCAAAACAUUUUAAUUACCCGAAAGAGCCGGAAGCCAUCACCUUUGAGACUCCCUUUGGGAAGUUUGGCAUUUUCACUUGCUUUGACAUCCUUUUUCGGGAGCCUGCCGUGGUGCUUGCGAGUGAGCUACAGGUGGACACAGUGCUCUUCCCAACGGCCUGGAUGAAUGUUUUGCCCUUUCUGACUGCUGUGGAGUUUCAUUCAGCAUGGGCAAUGGGCAUGGGAGUCAACUUCCUAGCUUCCAAUACUCAUAACACCAUCAUGUCUAUGACAGGGAGUGGUAUUUACGCACCAGAUGGAGCCAAAGCAUAUUACUACAAUAUGAAAACUGUGGAUGGGCAUCUCCUCAUUGCUAAACUAGAUUCACACCCGCACCUUUCUCCUGCCUCCCCUCCUGCUGUCAGCUGGAGCUUGUACGCUUCAAAUGUGGAAAGCUGCUUACCAGAUGAAAAAGAUUUCAGUGGACUCAUCUUUCAUGAUCAGUUCACUUUCACUGAGCUCACUAAGCCUGAGGGGAGUCUCACGGUUUGCCAGAAGGACCUCCGCUGCCACUUGAGCUACAAGAUGGCAGAGAAACGAGAAGAUGAAGUUUAUGUGCUGGGUGCUUUUGAUGGGCUUCAUGUUGUUGAAGGACAGUACUAUCUGCAGAUAUGCACGCUGCUCAAGUGUAAGAGCACAGAUCUGAGCACGUGUGGGCAGCCAGUGGAGACUGCGCAGACCAAGUUUGACAUGUUCUCCCUCAGCGGCACAUUUGGCACUAACUACGUCUUUCCAGAAGUCUUGUACAGCGGUGUGCAGCUGGCCACUGGGGAAUUUGAGGUUCUGAAGGAUGGGCGUCUGAUAAGUAAGACAGCACCAACAAAACCAGUUGUUACUGUGACGCUUUUUGGACGAUGGUAUGAAAAGGAUCCUCCGAAACAAGAUCCACAACCGACAGCCUCCCUGUGAUAUUACCAUAACUGAAGGUGUACUCUAAUAAUCCCAUGUCCAAAUGAGAUGCAUUAUUGUCUACUAAAGUAAUGAGGAUUAUGUUCUUACUUCCUGUGGAACAAACUUCUUAAUGCGUUCUGAUUAAUAAAAAUGCAGCAACAUGAUUGAUAUCA